Molecule: messenger RNA, 3182 nt
Organism: Clunio marinus
Lineage: Eukaryota; Metazoa; Arthropoda; Insecta; Diptera; Chironomidae
Source: the annotation of a GenBank genome assembly
AACAUUUUAUUGAAUAACAGUUAAAAUAAAAGUAUAUAACUUUGUAAAAUGGGAGUUCCAGCAUUCUUCAGAUGGCUAUCAAGAAAAUAUCCAAGUGUUAUCAUUGAAUGCGUUGAAAAAAAGAAUGUAGAUGAAACGACCGGCAAAAACAUCUAUGAAGAUGCAACACUUCCAAAUCCAAAUGAUAUUGAGUUUGACAAUCUUUACUUAGAUAUGAACGGGAUAAUUCAUCCUUGUACACAUCCGGAAGAUAAGCCGCCUCCAAGGAAUGAAGAUGAGAUGAUGAUUGCUAUAUUUGAGUGUAUUGAUCGCCUGUUCUCGAUUGUUCGUCCUCGUAAGCUUCUUUAUAUGGCAAUUGAUGGAGUUGCACCUCGCGCUAAGAUGAAUCAACAAAGAUCUCGUAGGUUUCGAGCAUCAAAAGAAGCAGCUGAAAAAGCAGCAGAAAUUUCAAGAAUUCGAGAAGAACUUAAAAUGAAAGGAGCUAUUUUACCUCCGGAAAAACCAAAAGGAGAUCAUUUUGACUCAAAUUGCAUCACACCGGGAACUCCGUUCAUGGAAAGACUGAGUCGUUGUCUUCAGUAUUAUGUCUACGAUAGAUUGAAUAACAAUCCAGGGUGGCGUAAUGUUAAAGUAAUUUUAUCAGACGCGAAUGUUCCUGGUGAAGGCGAACAUAAAAUCAUGGAUUACAUUCGACGACAACGAGCGCAACCUGAUCACGAUCCCAACACUCAACAUGUACUAUGUGGAGCUGAUGCCGAUUUGAUUAUGCUUGGAUUAGCAACUCACGAACCAAAUUUCACCAUCAUACGUGAAGAAUUUCUUCCGAACAAGCCACGUCCCUGUGAUAUUUGCCAACAAAUUGGUCACGAAAUGAAAGACUGCACGGGUUUAGAAAUUGAAUUUCAUACUCAACCGGAAAAAGAGUUUGGUAAAGAAACGCAAUUCAUUUUUGUAAGAUUAAAUGUGCUUAAGGAAUAUUUGUCAAGAGAACUGGACAUGCCGAAUCUUCCUUUUCCUUACGAUUUUGAGCGUGUCAUUGACGAUUGGGUGUUUAUGUGUUUCUUCGUUGGUAACGAUUUCCUUCCACAUCUUCCUUCAUUGGAAAUUCGUGAGAAUGCAAUUGAUCGAUUAAUCACACUUUACAAGAAAUGCGUUUAUAAGACUGGCGGUUAUUUGACUGAUUCCGGCGAUGUUUCUUUAGAGCGAGUUGAGAUGAUCAUGCGUGAUUUGGGACAUGUCGAAGAUGAAAUUUUCCGUGAUCGUCAGAAGAAUGAAGAACGAAUGAAGGCAAGAAAUAAGCGAAUGAAGUCGGAACGACAACAACGACCGAAUUUUAAUCUCAUGCAAAAUACACAAUUUGCACCGACACCACUUGGACGUGGAGUAGCACCAGCCGCUAUUGUCAAUCCGAAAGAUGAUAUUUUAAGGAUCAGUAGAGCGGCAAUGAUGCACACAGAUGCAAAAGCUGGAAAUAGUAAUGCAGCAUUUGAAUCGAUGCUUCAUUCAUCAACAACAGCAAACAAUGAAGGAAGACAAGGAGUUAAACGGAAGGCAGAAGAUCAGCCAGCUUCCGUGGAAGAAGAAGACGACCAAGCACAUGAUGAAGUACGAUUAUGGGAAGAUGGAUUCAAAGAUCGUUAUUACGAAUCAAAGUUUGAUGUUAUGCCUGAUAAUUUGCAAUUUCGUUAUUCGGUCGCUUUGGAGUACGUCAAAGGGCUAUGCUGGGUGUUGCAAUAUUACUAUCAAGGAUGUGCAUCAUGGGAAUGGUACUUUCCAUACCACUAUGCACCAUUUGCUUCUGACUUCACUAACAUCAGAGGAUUAAGUAAGAAGUUUAGCAAAGGGACUCCAUUUAAGCCCUUAGAACAAUUGAUGGGAGUUUUUCCAGCUGCUAGUCGUCAACACGUUCCACUCCCAUUCGCAAAGUUAAUGCUUGAUCCAAAAUCUCCAAUUAUUGAUUUUUAUCCCGAUGACUUUAACAUUGAUUUGAAUGGAAAAAAGUUUGCAUGGCAAGGUGUCGCGUUGUUGCCAUUUGUUGACGAAAAGAGAUUGUUUAAAGCUGUUGAACCAUACAGAAAGGAAUUGACAUUGGAAGAGAAUAAAAGAAAUAAACUUGGUGACGACAGAUUGUAUUUGGGACGUGGAUCGCGUGGUUAUCAAUUGUUGAAAAAGUUUUACGAGACAGAGACAGAUUUCGAUAUAGAAUUUCCGAUAUCGAUCGAAGGAAUGCAAGGUUUGGUGCUUUUGUCUGAUGAAAAUAUCCCCGAAGGUGGAACAUUUCCAACUCUCAUCAUGGGACUUCAUGACAUUACUGAUAAUUCGGUAAUUAAUGUCAGAUAUCGCGAUCCGAAGUAUCCCGAAAGUUUCAUUUUCCCUGCUCGCAAACUUCCAACAGCAAUCGAUCCACCGAAGGUAUUGAAACAAGGCGUUGAUCAAGGAAAUCCACAUUACCGUCCUGUUAUUGGCUUCAAUCAUAAUCGAACACAGUUUGCAAGUGUUGGCGAUGCAGGGGCAAGAACUGUUAAUCAUUAUACUUCAAAUAGAUUCGCUGAUAAAGGAAGUGACCGAAACAACUCACAGGGUCAAAGUGGAAAUUCAUAUCAACAGAACCGACAAGGUUUCGGAUAUCAGCAACAACGAUUUGAUAACAGACAAGGACAACAAGGAAGGCAAGAUAAUCAAAGAAGGUACAAUAACGUUAGACCUCCAGCUAACAACUAUCAGCAACGUGAUGGAUAUCAACAACAACAACAACAAAGGAAUUCAUAUCAGAGUAACGCAACUUCUUCAGCCUCUUAUCGACCUCAACAACAAAGCAACACGUCUGGAGGAUAUCAACAAUGGAAAUCACAACGUGGAGGCUUCCAAAAUCAAAGAGGUGGUUACUCUGGCCAACAAGCAAAUCGCGGUGGUUAUCAGAGAUUCAACUCAUCCAACAACAAUUCUGAUAACUCAUCUUCCAAUCGUUAUGGUGGAAGUUACAGUGGCGAAUAAAAUGUUUUUAAAUAAUGUUCAUUUCUUAAAUACUUAGGAAAUUUCAAAAAGUUAAGCUAGAACAUAAAUUGAAAAAUUCACUUUCUUAUACAUUAUUCAAUCACAAAAUGAAAAUAAAUUAAUGUCGUCCAAGAUAAGAAAAAAGGAAAAUAAUAAAAUUGAAGAGAAAAAUCGUUGGAAUGACGAAA